Chaetura pelagica (chimney swift) is the source of this 897-nucleotide messenger RNA. RefSeq names its product PHD finger protein 13-like. Gene Ontology annotation, biological process: mitotic chromosome condensation. The record is from RefSeq and is a predicted model, not a curated record. Lineage: Eukaryota; Metazoa; Chordata; Aves; Apodiformes; Apodidae. Gene Ontology annotation, molecular function: chromatin binding. The transcript has 3 exons. Bases 1 to 897 code for a protein of 298 amino acids.
AUGUGGCAUUUGUUGCAGCCAUUGCAGAAACGACAAAGAACCGUGGAGGAUUUCAAUCAGUUCUGCACCUUCGUUUUGGCCUAUGCAGGCUACAUCCCCUACCCUGAAGAGAAUGAGCCCUGGACCCACGGAGGCAGCAUGAGUCCCCAGAACAGCACAGGGAGCACUCAGGACAGUGAUAGCUGGUCCUCAACCCACUCUUCUGACUGCCACGUCCUGAUGGAUGAUGGGAGGAGCAGGAAGGCCGUGGCCCAGGGGGUUGUGGACAGCAGCCUGCUCAUGAGCUGCCGUCCUUUCCCCACUGGUUUCUAUGAUGUCCGGCCCCAGCAAACCAAACGGAAGAAACCACCGGCAAAGAAACUAAUUUUGGACCAGAAGGUGGAGAAGAGGGUACCACUGAGUGCUGGGGAGGGCUUUGCAGCAGUGCAGGGAGGGGAAAAGGCACUGGCUGUGCUAGAAGGACAGGUGCCUCCUGUGAAAGAGCAGCUCCUGGAGCCUUCUCUCAAGCCAGCUGGUGGCCACCAGCCCGACUGCCUCCUGGAGGAGCUGAUGAAGGAGGAGAAGGACUGGAUGCACGAGGCACAGGGGACUGAGAAGACAUCAGGAGAUGAUUCUCAGCUACAAGAGCACGAACCCUGCUCUGGAGGGAGGAAAAGUCCCAGUUCUUGCAAUGACGAUGCCUGGGAUCUGAUCACCUGCUUCUGCCUGAAGCCCUUUGCAGGCAGGCCCAUGAUUGAAUGUAACGAAUGCGCGACCUGGAUCCACCUCUCUUGUGCCAAGAUCCGCAAAUCCAACGUGCCUGAGGUUUUCAUCUGCCAGCGGUGCCGCGAUGCCAAGCAGGAAAUUCGCCGCUCAAACCGAGCUCGGACGGUGCCCCGCAAGCGCUUCUGUGACUGA